Molecule: messenger RNA, 693 nt
Organism: Capsicum annuum
Lineage: Eukaryota; Viridiplantae; Streptophyta; Magnoliopsida; Solanales; Solanaceae
Product: cytochrome b5
Exons: 4
Coding region: 171-575 (134 amino acids)
Cellular component (GO): membrane; intracellular membrane-bounded organelle
Molecular function (GO): heme binding
Source: RefSeq, a predicted model, not a curated record
GUACUUUUCCCCCAAUACUAAUUGCUGUUGGAUAGGUGUGUAAUUUCAAGAAAAUUUGGAGGGCAAAUAGGUAUCUGUAUUUCUAUAAUAUUGACCCCUGCACUUCCCCUCCCACACGCACAAAAGAAUCCCAACAACACAUCUCUCUCCUCUCCGUCUCUUUCGAAAAAAUGGCGUCAGAUGGGAAACUUCAUGCAUUUGAGGAAGUGGCUAAGCACAACAAGACCAAAGAUUGCUGGCUUAUAAUCAACGGAAAGGUGUAUGAUGUAACUCCAUUCAUGGAUGAUCAUCCAGGUGGUGAUGAAGUUUUGCUUUCAGCAACAGGCAAAGAUGCAACAAAUGACUUUGAAGAUGUUGGCCACAGUGAUUCUGCUAGGGAUAUGAUGGAUAAGUAUUACAUCGGGGACAUCGACAUGUCAACAGUUCCCCUAAAACGUGCAUAUAUUCCACCAGAACAAGCCGCAUACAAUCAAGACAAGACUCCAGAAUUCAUUAUCAAAAUUCUGCAGUUCCUUGUACCCAUGCUGAUCUUGGGCUUGGCCUUUGCUGUACGACACUACACCAAGGAGAAGUAAUUUCAUCCAGUCGCACCAGGCCACCUUUUAUUCUUAUUUACUUAGUUGUUGAAAGAACACUUGAUAGUAUCUUGUUUUAGUUCAUUAUGGAAAUGCAACAACUUUAUGUGGUCGUCAA